This is a messenger RNA of Rasamsonia emersonii CBS 393.64, 1251 nucleotides long. Its product is annotated as Argininosuccinate synthase. Gene Ontology annotation, molecular function: argininosuccinate synthase activity; ATP binding. The transcript has 6 exons. NCBI's taxonomy places the organism in Eukaryota, Fungi, Ascomycota, Eurotiomycetes, Eurotiales, Trichocomaceae. The record is from RefSeq and is a predicted model, not a curated record. Bases 1 to 1251 code for a protein of 416 amino acids. Gene Ontology annotation, cellular component: cytoplasm. Gene Ontology annotation, biological process: urea cycle; L-arginine biosynthetic process.
AUGGCCAAGGAUAAGGUCUGUCUGGCGUACUCUGGAGGUUUGGACACCUCUGUCAUUCUCGCAUGGCUCAUUGAGCAGGGCUACGACGUCGUCUGCUUCUUGGCCGAUGUCGGCCAGAACGAGGACUGGAAAGCCGCCGAGGAGAAAGCCCUCAAGAUCGGUGCGACCAAAUUCGUCGUCGAGGACCUGAAGCGCGAAUUUGUCGAGGAGCUCUGCUGGCGCGCUGUCCAGUGCAACGCCAUCCUGGAAGACCGCUACCUGCUCGGCACGUCGCUCGCUCGGCCGGUUAUUGCCCGCGCCCAGAUGCGCGUUGCUCAGCGUGAGGGUUGUGUUGCGGUCAGCCAUGGUUGCACGGGUAAGGGUAACGACCAAGUCCGUUUCGAGUUGGCUUUCUAUGCCAUUCAGCCUUCGAUCAAGGUGAUUGCUCCUUGGCGCAUGCCCGAAUUCUUCAACCGUUUCGCUGGUCGGAACGAUCUGUUGGACUAUGCUGCCAAGGUCGGCAUCCCCGUUACCUCUACCAAGGCCAAGCCUUGGAGUAUUGAUGCCAACUUGGCUCAUACCAGCUAUGAGGCAGGAAUUCUGGAGGACCCCAAUCAGACUCCUCCGGAUGACAUGUGGAGGAUGACCGACUCUCCCCUUAACGCACCCAACACCCCCGAGGACUUUGCUAUCUCUUUCGAGAAGGGCUUGCCUGUCAAGCUGACGCUUGCCUCUGGCGAGACGCUGACUGACUCGCUUGAUAUUUUCACGACUUUGAACGCCAUUGGCCGAAAGCACGGCAUUGGCCGUAUCGACAUUGUCGAGAACCGUUACAUCGGCAUCAAGAGCCGAGGAUGCUACGACUCUCCCGCCAUGACCAUCCUGCGGGCCGCCCACAUCGACCUGGAGGGUCUGGUGCUGGACCGUGAGGUGCGCGCGCUGCGCGACCAGUUCGUCACGUUCAACUGGUCCAAGCUGGUUUACAACGGGCUGUACUUCUCCCCGGAGCGGGAGUUCAUCGAGAAGAGCGUGAUCGCCAGCCAGGAGACGGUGAACGGCACGGUCCGGCUGCGCGCCUACAAGGGCUCUGUCAGCAUCCUGGGCCGCUUCAGCGAGACGGAGAAGCUGUACAGCGCCGAGGAGAGCAGCAUGGACAGCCUGGUGGACUUUAGUCCUGUUGACACGACCGGUUUCAUUGGCAUCUCCAAGAUCCGUCUCGCAAAGUACGGCCAGAGGAAGGCCGAGAUGGGUGAGAGCCUGAGCAGGGCGUAA